This is a messenger RNA of Aureobasidium namibiae CBS 147.97, 3273 nucleotides long. Its product is annotated as Nrap protein. Gene Ontology annotation, biological process: rRNA processing; tRNA export from nucleus. Gene Ontology annotation, cellular component: small-subunit processome; CURI complex; UTP-C complex. Lineage: Eukaryota; Fungi; Ascomycota; Dothideomycetes; Dothideales; Saccotheciaceae. Bases 1 to 3273 code for a protein of 1090 amino acids. The record is from RefSeq and is a predicted model, not a curated record. The transcript has a single exon.
AUGGACGAUGGUGAGGAAGAGAGCGAAGAAGGAGACGAGAUACAAGAGAAAGUCACCAAGACCAAGGACAACAAGACAAAGGCCAAGAGCAACAAGUCGCAGGCUUCUUCGCUCGAGGCAAGCAGCGCCGCAUACACCGGAGGCACAUUCAAGAGCAACAUGUUCAAGCUGCAGGUCGACCAGAUGCUGUCCAACCUUCGCCCGAGACAAGGAAAGAGAGAGGCUACGGCCGCCGACGCCCUGCACAAGAUCAAGAAGCAAAUCGACGCCAUCCCCAACAGAGAAGCUCUUCCUCUGCUCCAAGCCGAACGCGACAUGAUCAAGAAGUCAAAGGUCGCCAUUCCCUUCCCCGAGCCUCGCCCCGCCCAUGACGCCAAGUACAAGCUGGCCUACGAGAAGCCUCAGAACGUGAACGUUGUCGGCAGCUUCCCCCUCAAGCUGUCUCUUCGCGACCGUCAGGCCCCUCUGUCCAUCGAUAUGCUCGUCACAAUGCCCAAGUCGCUGUUCCAGGAGAAGGACUACCUCAACCACCGCUACUUCUACAAGCGUGCUUUCUAUCUCGCCUGCAUUGCUGCUGGUCUUCAGUCAUCGCUCAAGGCCUUCACCUUCCACUUCGUCAACUUCCGCAACAACCCUCUCCACCCCGUUCUGCUGGUUCAGUCCAGAGAGGCGACCUCCGAAAACAACUGGCGCAUCAACAUCAUCCCCGGCCUUCCUGAGGGCACAUUUGCCGACAACAAAUUGCUGCCAACCAAGAACUGCGUGCGACCUGCACAGUCUGCUGACGAUGAGCAAACCCAGGACUUGGCCGCUACACCCUUCUACAACGCUGCUAUCCAGGCCGAUACCCAUAUCACCUCCUACUUAAAGUUGCUGCACGCCUCUUCGACCGCCUGUGAAGGAUACACGGAUGCGUGCAUGUUGGGUCGUGUUUGGCUGAGACAGCGUGGCCUUGGUUCCGACACCAACAAGGGCGGAUUCGGUAACUUUGAGUGGGCUGCGACCAUGGCAAAUCUGCUCAGAACCGGUGCCGGUUCAGGCAAGCCUGUCCUGUCGAGCGGCUACAGCAGCUACCAACUGUUCAAGGCCACGCUCCAAUACAUUGCUGUCAAGGAUCUCGCAAAGGAACCUGCUCUGCUCGAUGCUGCUGGUCUCAUCCUCGGUUCGGAAGACGGUCAGCCCGUUUUCUACGACGGUCCUCGUGGACAGAACAUUCUCUACAAGAUGACUUCCUGGUCCUACCAGCACCUCCGUGCCGAGGCACGUACCACUCUCAAGAUGCUCGGUGACAACCUCUUUGACCAGUUCGACGCUGCCUUCAUUCUCCGCUCCGACAACGUCCUCAAGAGAUACGAUUUGGCUGUCCGUGUUCCUUGCUCUGCCCUCACUUCCGACGUCGCCGAGGACCGCCAGAUCACACAGAGAUACGCCAAGAUCCACAACGUCUUCAGUCAAGGUCUGGGUGAUCGUGCCACUCAAGUCAUCAUUCAAUCUCCUGAUCACGAGCCUUGGGGACUCGGAUCUGCUAGACCCAACACGGAGCGCAAGGGUGAGCUGCUGGUAGCUGUCAACCUUGACUCUGCCAACGCUUCUCGUGCUGUUGACCAUGGCCCGGCUGCCGAACAGAAGAAGGAGGCCGCUGCCUUCCGCAAGUUCUGGGGUGAGAAGGCCGAAUUGCGUAGAUUCAGAGAUGGAAGCAUCUUGGAGAGUUUGGUAUGGGCUACCAACAGCGGAAUGUCCAUCAUUCAGCAGAUUUUGACAUUCUUGCUAUACCGUCACUUUGGACAAGAUGCAGCCGCAAGUGCUGUCUUCUCUGGCGAUGAGUGUGCUAAACUUAUCAAGCAGAGCAAUGGUCUCUCCGCUUUCCAACCUUUGAUGGAGGCCUUCAAGACCUUGGAGAGUGAUAUUCGUGGCAUGGACGACUUGCCUCUUACUAUCCGUUCCAUUCUGGCUGCCGACUCUCAACUCCGCUACUCUUCAGUGGAGCCUCCCAUGUCAUCUCACCAACAGAUGAAGCGUCCUGCCGAUGUUGUUCUCCAAUUCGAAGGUUCUGGUCGUUGGCCAGAUGAUCUUGUCGCAAUUCAACGCACCAAGAUUGCCUUCUUGCUCAAGAUCGGUGAACUGUUCGAGUCGACACAGGAAGGCGUCACUUCCCGCAUUGGUCUCGAGAACGAGGGUGAGGAUAUCCUGAACCAAGCUUUCCUCGACAUCAUCUACCCCACUGGCUUCUCUUUCCGUGUCCGCAUUCACCAUGACAGAGAGCAAACAUUGGUAGAGCGUAUACUCAAAUCACGGUCGGCAGCACCCAGCGAGAAGGAGAGCGCAGCUAUCGCUCUCGCCACAUACAAGCGUGUGUUCAUCAAGUCGCCGUCACACACCCAGGCUUUGCAGAAACUCUGCACCAGAUACCCUGUUCUGUCGCCGACUGUACGCUUGUUGAAGAAAUGGUUCUCGGAGCAUCUUUUGAGCAAUCACUUCUCUGAAGAAGUCAUCGAACUGUUCGCUAUUCACACCUUCACUCGCCCAUGGCCGUACAAUACUCCCUCAUCAACACAAGCUGCAUUCUUCCGCACUCUUUCUUUCCUCUCACGCUUCGACUGGCGUGCCGACCCCUUGAUCGUGGAUCUCGGCGGUGAUCUCAACACCGACAACGUAGCAACAGCAACAACACGCUUCGAAGCCUGGCGCAAGUUGGACCCAGCACUCAACCGUGUCGUCCUCUUCGCCGCCAGCAGCGACGAUCUUGAAGGUACGACGUGGACAGACGGCAAUCCCGCAAAAGUCGUAUGUGGUCGCAUGACCGCACUAGCCAAGGCCGCAACCGCAGAGAUCGAGUCCAAGUCACUUUCAUUGGAUGUUGAGACUCUCUUCGCCUCGCCCCUUGGCGACUACGACUUUGUCGUUCACCUCAACCCUGCUUAUACCACCAACAAGUCGAAGGCCGCGAGCGGCAAGUACAAGAACCUUGCCAUCGCAGAGGAGACCAAUGCAGAGCUUGUCGACUAUGCACCCACUGACGCCUUCUUCCACGAACUACAAAACGUCUACGGUCAAUCACUAGCGCUGUUCUAUGGCGGGGCUGGUAGCACUACUAUUGCUGGUCUUUGGAGUCCUGUCACUGCUGCCAGAGCUUGGAAGGUCAAUCUCGCCUACUCGACUGUGCCGGUCAAGAAGGGCGAGGAGGUUAUCGCUGAGAUCAACAAAACUGCUGUUCUUGCUGAGAUGGCAAGGUUGGGUGGAGAGUUGGUCAAGAAGGUCGAGGCAAACAGGUAG